Molecule: messenger RNA, 1788 nt
Organism: Coniophora puteana RWD-64-598 SS2
Lineage: Eukaryota; Fungi; Basidiomycota; Agaricomycetes; Boletales; Coniophoraceae
Product: cytochrome P450
Exons: 15
Coding region: 1-1788 (595 amino acids)
Molecular function (GO): oxidoreductase activity, acting on paired donors, with incorporation or reduction of molecular oxygen; heme binding; iron ion binding
Source: RefSeq, a predicted model, not a curated record
AUGACUGUUCCACCAGGCUUCGUCUGGAUCGCCCAGAACGCUCCUCGGUUCUUGCUACCCCCCACUUUAACAUAUGCAGCCCUCCACAUCCUUAGCCAGCAACAUCGGCUCGCGCUCCCUCACUGGCUGGAUGUUGUUGCCUGUGCACUCUCACUCCCAGGCGCAUUCGUGAUCGCCGUGCUGUACACAAAAUUCCGUGACACACGCGCAGCGGCUGCCAGGGGCGCCGUAUUAGCCCCUAUGGUACCGUCGAGGCUCCCGGGCUCAAUCGAUAAAGUUACACAACUUGCGCGCAACUUCGAGGUCGGAUACAUCAGCGAUGUUCAGAGGAGGGACGCCGAAACCGUCGGGAACACGAUGAGCACGCCAGUUCUCUGGCAAAAUAGGAUUCAAACGUCCGAACCCGAAUACGUCAAGGCCAUCCUUGCUACUCAGUUUAAGUCGUUCGAGAAAGGUCCCGUGUUAUUCGAACAGUUCAAGAGUUUGUUUGGGAUUGGCGUUUUCAACUCAGACGGUGACAUGUGGAAAUUCCAUCGGACCAUGACUCGCCCGUUCUUUAACAAAGAUCGGAUCAGCCACUUUGACGCCGUUGACAGACAUGCCGAGGACGCCCUUGGGCAGACCAAAGCACGGUUAAGGGAGGGCCUGCCAAUCGACUUCCAAGAUAUGGUCCACCGCUUCACGCUCGAUUCCGCAACCGAGUUCCUCUUCGGCAAGGACGUUCGAUCCCUUUCUGCGGGUCUUAUCUACCCACCCAACUCCCCGCUCGCAGUGACCUCUACUGCUAAGAAUCAUCCGGCGAAUGUCUUCGCGGACGCUUUCAUGGAGAGCCAGAUUGCGACGGGUCAGCGCUUUUUCUGGGCGGGCGCCUGGCGCCUGCGCGAGUUUUGGACCGACAAAGUUGCACAGAAGUCCGCAAUCGUAAACCAGUUCUUCGAGCCCGUCGUGGAAGCGGCGCUGGAGAGAAAGCGUGAGAGGCAGGCAAAGGGGCUUGAUCAGGGUCAGGACAAGGCGGAAGUUGACGAAGAGGACACGCUGCUCGACCAUCUCGUCAAAGUCACCGACGACAAGAAGCUGAUUCGCGACGAGCUGUUCAACAUCAUGCUCGCAGGCAGAGAUACGACAGCAUGCACUUUGACCAUGUCCGUGUACAUGUUGUCCCAGCAUCCUGACAUUUUGCGCCGUCUCCGUGAAGAAGUAUUGACGAAAGUUGGACCUUCAAGCCGACCCACUACCGAAAGUAUACGCGACAUGAAAUACAUGCGUGCCUUCAUCAAUGAGGUUCUCCGUCUUUACCCACCUGUCCCCAAUAACUCUAGGGCAACCGGAAGCAAAGGCACAGUUUUGCCUGGUAUCAACGGACAGCCUCCUAUCUAUGUCCCUCCCAACACCACCGCUGGAUAUUCCGUAUUCCUCAUGCAACGCCGCAAGGACUUCUGGGGCCCUGACGCCGAGCUUUUUGACCCUGACCGCUUCAUCGAUGAACGUCUCCGCAAGUACCUCACGCCCAACCCCUUCAUUUUCACGCCCUUCAACGCUGGCCCGCGUAUCUGCCUUGGUCAACAGUUCGCCUACAACGAGACGUCGUACUUCCUUGUCAAGCUCCUCCAGGCGUUCUCGACCAUCGAGCUCGCAGGCGACGUUCAACCGAAGCCGCCCGCCGAGUGGUCCGAAGCCAAAGGACGUCAGGCGAUGGAGAAGGUCAUGAUCAAGAUCCACUUGACGAUGUACAUCCAUGGCGGACUUUGGGUGAGAAUGGGUGAGGCUAAGGAUGUUGAAGAGGCUUAG